GUGAAUUGGCUUCCUAAAAACACAGUCAAUAUAGGAAUUCCCAGUGGUCCAGUGGUUAGGGCUUGGCGAUUUCACUGCUGGGGCCGGGUGUGGAGAGUGGUGGUGGAAAUCAGUAUAUUCCAAAAUAAGGGUCCUGAUCAUUUGCAGGUUGGGGUUAUGCCCAGCUCUGCUUUCUGCUCUAGUUGUUUACUGUAUCAGAUAAGAAUGUUGAAGUCAGUGUCCAAACAGGUUUGGGACUGAAUCCUGCUCUACUACUUUCUGGUUGUGUGCCCUUGGGAAAGUUUCUUAAUGUCUAUUUUGUUCACCUACAGCAUGCUGGUAUCUGUUUAUACACUUCAGAGGGCUAAGAAUUAAAUGAGACACGUAUAAGGAUUUCUGAUCCCUAACCUGACUGUGACCAUUGUGAUGGAACAAGAGCAAAAACUGUUGGUCUCAGAUUCUAAUGGCUUCACAGAGAGGGAGAGUUUGAAAAGCACUUUUACAGGAGAUGAAAGUAAGAAUAAUUUGGAAACUGUUCAACACAGUAACUCUAAGGCAGAUAAAGAGAGAGCCUCAAAAUGGUCUAAAAGUGAUGGCCCACAAAAUUGUAAGCAUGAGGACACACAAAAAAUGCCAUUGACAUGGUCCCAGGGACGUGAAACUGAGUGUGAUGAUUCCUGUGAGAAUGAUGGCAACUUGGAGAAUCAGGGAAAUUCUACAGGAAAAGAGGAGGAAAAACCCAAUCACUGGGGAUGGGACCCAGGACAGCAUACCAGUGCUGCCGUCCAGCAGAAUUCAUCCUUCGGGGACAAACCCUACAAAUGUUCUGAAUGUUGGAAAAGCUUCAAUAAUAGUUCUCACCUUCGAACUCACCAAAGGACCCACUCAGGAGAAAAACCUUAUAAAUGUUCUGAGUGUGGGAAAUGCUUCAGUAACAGCUCUCACCUGAUUCAGCAUCUGAGAACACACACAGGCGAGAAGCCCUACCAGUGUGGCGAAUGUGGGAAAAGCUUCAGCAACACCUCCCAUCUUAUUAUCCAUGAAAGAACUCACACGGGAGAGAAACCCUAUAAAUGUCCUGAGUGUGGGAAGAGUUUCAGUAGCAGCUCUCACCUUAUUCAGCAUCACAGAUCACAUACAGGUGAAAAACCAUAUGAAUGUCCAGUUUGUGGGAAAUGCUUCAGCCACAGUUAUGUCCUAGUAGAACAUCAGAGGACCCACACUGGAGAAAAACCUUAUAAGUGCCCCGACUGUGGGAAGAGUUUUAGUCAGAGUUCUAGUCUGAUUCGCCACCAGCGGACACACACAGGUGAGAAGCCCUACAGAUGUCCUGAGUGUGGAAAAAGCUUUGGUUGCAAUUCUACUCUAAUAAAGCAUCAGAGAAUACAUACAGGAGAAAAACCUUAUCAGUGUACAGAAUGUGGGAAGAAUUUCAGUCGAAGUUCAAACCUUAUUACACACCGGAAGAUGCACACAGGUGAGAAAUCCUAUGAAAGGUCUGAAUAUGAAGAAAGUUUGAGUCAGAACUGCAGUGUGAUAGACAAAUGCAGAAUCCAGCCAGGAGAGAAACCAUAUAAAUGUUGUGAAUGUGGAAAGAGUUUUGGCCUUAGCUCCCACCUCAUAAGACAUCAGAGAACACAUACAGGAGAAAAACCUUACAGAUGUUCUGAGUGUUGGAAAACUUUUAGUCAGAGUUCCACCCUGGUGAUUCACCAAAGGACGCACACAGGAGAGAAACCUUAUAAAUGUCCUGACUGUGGUGAGUGCUUCAGUCAAAGCUUUAACCUUAUCAGGCAUCGGAGGACCCACAUAGGAGAAAAACCUUACAAAUGUACUGACUGUGAGAAAUGCUUCAGCAGAAGUGCCUACCUCAUUCAGCAUCAGAAAAUUCAUAUAGAAAAGUCUUUUGCGUCUCCUGAAGUUGAAGAUUUUCCUCAUGAAUGGACUUGGAAAAACUGUUCUGGGGAAAUGGCUCUUAUCUCUUCAUUUUCAGUCCCAAAUUCAUCUCCCUCCUGAGUCCCAAAGUCUGUUUUUUUUUUUUUUUUUUCUUUCUUUUCUUAUCGGAGCAUUACAAUUAAGGUGUUCUCUGAUCACAGGGUUAUAAAAUUUCUUUGGUUUGUUUGCCAAAACAUUUGGGAAAAGUCAACCUCCCAGCUUAGAGGUUGGGAAGACCCAGAUCAUCAGGUCAUCAGAUCUGCCCAGUGAGAGAUACUGUCAAUGUUGGAGAGAAAGAAGAAUAUUUUUUAUUUAAGGUAAGAUAGGAAUAGCUCCAAAGAAAAACAUGGAGAGAAAUCCUGGGAGACUGAAGAUGAGAUUGUCAUUGAAUUUCCUUAUUUCCUGUUACCUGAUUGGGUGGCAACAAAUCAUUACUGUCCUCGGGGAUUUACCCAGACAAAGAUUCCUUUUGAACAAAUAAUGUGAUUUCCUGGCUAUUUUGUUGGGUCUUAAGGAAGAAAAGACUAAUUUUUUUUUCAAAUGUGUUUUUAUUUGCUGAAAAUUAACUUUUACAGUAUCUGGAACUGCACUGUCUGGUACAAUAGCCAUUAGCCACGUGUGGAUAUUUAAGUUUAAGAUGAAAUGAAAUUUAACAUUGACUUCCGUAGUCACACAAACCACUUGCUGAGUGCUCAGUAGCCACACAUGACUGGUGGCUGCUGUAUUAAAUAUCACAAAUAGUUCUUUCAAGAUCAUCAUUCUUGACAGAUCUAGUUCCUAUAAGACUGUAAGAAAUGUGCUCUGGGGUUUCUGCUCUCCAAGAGGAAUUUCAAUAUAGAAUAGAAAUGGUAUAGAGUUGUUUUUAUUUUUUUAAUUUUGGCCGUGCUGUGUGGCUUGUGGGAUGUUAGUUCCCUGACCAGGGAUUGAACCUGCCUCCUUGGCAGUGAAAGCGUGGAAUCCUAACCACUGGACCGCCAGGGGAUUCCCUGGGAUAGAGUUUUGAAGGCACUCAGUCCAACAGUUGGCUAUUCUGAUGAUUGUAUGUUUUAUAUUCGGCCAUCUCAGUCAUCUAGUGACAUGAUCCCAUUGUCUUGGCCAAAGCCAGAUUAGGACAUAGGAUUCUUGAAUUCUUUUUUAAGGUUUUCUGUCAAAUGGUCCUUUCCCCUCAGUUUUACUAUUCUGUAAGUCCUCAUCAGAUCAGAAACUGGGUUCUUUUUCUAAUAAUUAACUCACUGAGUCUGAGCCAGUGUCCAGGGACAGUUUGCCAUUGGAGCCCCAAAUUCCUUAGUUCCGACCUUGAUAAUUUUCUUUUGCCCUUUGGCUUAUGUGGUGUGUGGAUCUGGUAACUGAGACAUAAUCCUCCCUGCUCGUCUGUCCAAUGGGAAUGGUGCUUUGUAAAGUAUUAAGACAUUCCCUAUGCCCCCACCUCCAGUUCUUCCUGCAGUGCAAAAAGUAGAUGUGCAGGAAGAUCAGGACUUGCCUAGGAUUUCAUCUUUUUUUUGGAGUCAAAAAUAUAUUUUAUGAAGAAUAGGUAGAGAUGCAUAUUAGGAAUGUGGAGCCAGAAGGGGCCAAUUACAGCUGCUGCAAAGGGCUGUAGAUUACUGGUGGGUAGCUGAAUUGCAUGGGGAUUAUUUCUUUCGUGAUUGUGGUGCCCCUGAUACUGGCGAGGCAACUGUGUCUUUCUAUAUUGUGAUAGGAUUUAAAAAUGAAGCAAAAGCUAACAAAGGUAUUCAAGAAGUCUUUGGGGGUGAUUUUCUGCUUUCAGAAAGGGGGAGAACAUUAUUGGGCAUCAUUGGCUUUAAUGUGACCCUUACCUAAGCAUACUUUUACCUAUGUAUGUUACAUAGUAUUACCCAAAUUGUCUUAAACUGUAAUAUCUGAGGAUAAGUGUUCAUAGUAUUUUUUACCACAGACAACUGAGAGUUUGAUUAAUGUUUGAUAAGAGUUUGAUUAACGAUCAGUUGCAAGGCAGUAGCUGAUGAGGUGGUGUGCAAUCAUUGAUCCCAUUAUGUGUGGCAAGUAACCACUCUGAACCUGUUUCCUCAACUGUAAAGCAGAGAUAAUGCCUACCUUGUGGGGUUUCGGUAAGGGUUAAAUAAAUGUAAAGCAGCUAACACAGUGCUUAAAAUAUAAUGGAUCUAAAUAAAUGGUAAUUGGUUAUUAUUAAUGGAAACAAAUUGAAAAAUAUCCUCCACACAUUUUCAGAAGCAGCAAUACAGCCCCAAGCUUUCCUACUUGGGGAUUCUUUAUGACAAACCUCAGGAACUCUGAGGAAACAGGUAGUAUAAAAACAGAAGACUAUAUUGUGUUUUAAGUUUGCAGACUGUUGAAAACACUUUUAUUUGAUUCAGCUAAUUGAAUUUUUUUUGUUGUUGUUCAUGAAACAAAGGAUUCUCUUUAAGUCAGGAAAGAACAAAACAGCAAGUUCAAUUUCAGUUAAUUUGCAUCUGAAAGAGAUUAACAAUUGGUACAAUUUAUGUCUUAUCACCAUCCCUACACUAUGUUUUAUGACUGCCCACAAUUAUAUAAAAUCUACUGCACAAACCUCGAUGUCUGCAGGAGCAUAGACAUUCACAUUUUAGAUGGGUUAAGAUGGGCUUUAUUAGUAAAACAAUUAGUAAAACAAUGAUUCUUACAAGAAUCAUUGUCUCUUUGGAUUAGAAAUUAGGAAAACAGAAGAGAGAUUUGUCACCUACAAUGGAGAAUUUAACAUAGUCAAAUUUAAUCCUAUUAGAUGCCUUUGCCUCACUUUCAUUAAUCAGCGAAUACGUUCUUUGUUUAGCUCCCGAAGAAGUAAAUAUUCUGUAUUCUCUAUUUUUCUUGCCAGCACACAGGAUUCAACAUCUGAUUAAA
Molecule: messenger RNA, 4767 nt
Organism: Balaenoptera ricei (Rice's whale)
Lineage: Eukaryota; Metazoa; Chordata; Mammalia; Artiodactyla; Balaenopteridae
Gene: ZNF572
Product: zinc finger protein 572
Exons: 3
Coding region: 406-1995 (529 amino acids)
Biological process (GO): central nervous system development; regulation of transcription by RNA polymerase II
Cellular component (GO): nucleus
Molecular function (GO): RNA polymerase II cis-regulatory region sequence-specific DNA binding; DNA-binding transcription factor activity, RNA polymerase II-specific
Source: RefSeq, a predicted model, not a curated record